AUGCCGUUGUCCUUGUUGGAUCAGCAGAGAAAGCAAUUGGAACAAUUGAUGAAAAAGUCCUCGAAUUUGGUGCCAAUUGCUGGACUACAAGAUGAAGCACAGGUAAAUGAUACGGAGAUUCCAAUUGCAGAUGAUAGUACGGACAAGAAGGAUAAAUACAGCUAUAAUUUGAUCGUCUGGUGUCAGCAUUUGGACUUGGAUGUUCUUACGAUAUAG
Messenger RNA from Debaryomyces hansenii CBS767, 216 nucleotides. Its product is annotated as DEHA2D15620p. The transcript is spliced from 2 exons. NCBI's taxonomy places the organism in Eukaryota, Fungi, Ascomycota, Pichiomycetes, Serinales, Debaryomycetaceae. The coding region runs from base 1 to 216 and encodes 71 amino acids. The record is from RefSeq and is a predicted model, not a curated record.